CGCGGCCGUGGGGGUCAACUGGGGCACGAUGAUGUCCCACCCGAUAAGCCCGUGUCAGGUGGUGGCCAUGCUGGUGGCCAACGGCGUCGACCGCGUGAAGAUGUUUGACGCCGACCCCUGGACGGCCCUCGCGCUCGCCGACACCGGCAUCCAGGUCAUGUUCGCCGUCCCCAACGACCAGCUCGAGUACCUCGCCGGCGACCCGCGCCGCGCCUACCUGUGGGCCGAGCAGAACGUCUCCGCCUACCUCGAGGCCGGCGUCGACGUCAGGUAUGUGGCUGUUGGGAAUGAACCUUUUCUAAAGAGCUACAAUGGCAGCCUAAUCAACGUAACCUUUCCUGCGCUCAAGAAUAUGCAAAGAGCUCUAGAUAAACUGCGUUUAAGUGAGCAGGUAAAGGCAGUUGUCCCACUCAAUGCUGAUGUCUACAACUCUCCUGAGAAUAAACCAGUGCCAUCGGCUGGGAGUUUCCGCAAGGAUAUCAAUGCCCUAAUGGUUGACAUUGUCAAUUUCCUCCAUAUGAAUGAUGCACCCUUUGUUGUUAACAUCUACCCGUUUCUCAGCCUAUACCAGAAUCCAAACUUCCCACUCAAUUUUUCCUUCUUUGAUGGUGGUAGCAAGCCAGUUUAUGACAAAGGUAUGGUGUACACCAAUGUGUUUGAUGCCAACUUCGACACCCUUGUUUGGUCGCUCAGGAAGGCUGGCGUGCCUGACAUGAAAGUCGUUGUUGGAGAGGUUGGCUGGCCAACUGAUGGUGACAAAAAUGCAAAUGUCAGAUAUGCACAGAGGUUCUAUGAUGGUUUUCUGAAGAAGAUGGUCGGCAAUAUUGGGACACCUCUUAGACCUGGUUGGAUGGAAGUUUACCUAUUUGCACUGAUUGAUGAGAACCAGAAGAGUGUACUGCCUGGGCGCUUUGAACGCCACUGGGGACUACUCACCUAUGAUGGAAAACCAAAGUUCUCUAUGGAUCUCAGUGGAGAUGGCCUAGACAAUCUGGUUGGAAUUGAAGUGGACUACUUGCCAGCACAGUGGUGUGUUUUCAACAAGGAUGCAAAGGAUAAGUACAAAGACUUGGCAGCAUCUGUAGAUUAUGCAUGCUCAAAUGCAGAUUGUACACCUCUGGGCUAUGGAUCCUCCUGCAAUGGUCUCAGCCAUGAUGGCAAUAUAUCAUAUGCAUUCAAUAUCUAUUUCCAAACAAUGGAUCAGGAUGUUAGGGCAUGUUCUUUUGGAGGCCUUGCAAAGAUCACAACGAUCAAUGCAUCACAGGGAGGAUGCUUAUUUCCAGUGCAGAUCAUAAGUGCUUCAGAAAGGGUGGUGCCAGUGAGAUUUUCGCUUAUAUCCUUCUUGGUUCUUCUAGUGGCCGUAUCCAUUCUUACAUAGCAAAUGGAGGACCGGUAAGCACCAAUACCUUGGGCUGUUGGAGAGUUGAAGUUACAAUAGGCUUGCACAUAACACAGGAAAGAACAUAGCCACAUAGGUACUGAUACUUAUAGUCUGAUGAUACCUUGGGUCAUUGAAGAGUUGAAACUACAAAAGGUUUUCACAUGACAGAGGAAAGAAGAUAGGUUUGAAAACAAACCUGUAUGCCUUCCCCACCAUGCUUGAAGUAAUUUGCAUGGAUGAUGAAUGUGAGACAGGGUAGGGUAUGCCUUCUCUUUAUACUAAAUUUUAUUUUCAGCUUGCAAUCAUGCAUUUUAAUUGUCAAGCUGAGUAGCUGAUUGCUGCUAUUUUACAGCAGCUUUUUUUAGUGUGGAAUACCAAAUAUUGAUGCUACAAACAUGAGGCUAUAACCCAUGUACCUUGGUCAUGUAUGAAUGAACACUCUAUGCAAUUUUAAAUGCUCACCUAUUUUGCUCGUC
Molecule: messenger RNA, 1857 nt
Organism: Oryza brachyantha (malo sina)
Lineage: Eukaryota; Viridiplantae; Streptophyta; Magnoliopsida; Poales; Poaceae
Product: glucan endo-1,3-beta-glucosidase 8-like
Exons: 2
Coding region: 29-1378 (449 amino acids)
Biological process (GO): carbohydrate metabolic process
Cellular component (GO): plasma membrane
Molecular function (GO): hydrolase activity, hydrolyzing O-glycosyl compounds
Source: RefSeq, a predicted model, not a curated record